Messenger RNA from Acanthosepion pharaonis, 660 nucleotides. The record is from the annotation of a GenBank genome assembly. Lineage: Eukaryota; Metazoa; Mollusca; Cephalopoda; Sepiida; Sepiidae.
AUGUGUUUAAAGCUGAGGAAAACCAUCAAAUCCCACAGGUGCCGUAGUUGUAGAUUAGUUUUUCUAACAGGUCCGGCUUCAAACGACAGCUAUCUUCCCCGCCACCGCCACAGCCGUGUGUUAGUUUUUUUGUUAUUGCAUUUCUUUUUUUUUGUUGCUCCUUCUCUGAGUUUUCGCGUUUUCCUUCUUUUUCAUUUUCUAUUUUCCUUUCUUUCUUAUUUAUUUUCUCUUUCUUUUUCUACUUUUCUUUCUUUUCUCUUCCUUCCUUCCUUCCUUCCUUCCUUCCUUCCUUCCUCCUUCCUUCCUUCCUUUCUUUCUUUCUUUCUUUCUUUCUUUCAUUUUCUUUUUCUUUUUGCUUUCUUUUAUUCCCUUAUUAUUUCUUUUUGUAUCUUUUCUUUGCCCAUUUCCUUCCCUUUCUUUUUCUUUACUAUUUUUGAUUCUUUCUCCUUUCUUUUCGUUUCUAUUUUACUUUCUUUUCUCUCUCUUUCUCUCUUUUUCUUAUUUCCUUUUACUUCUUUCUUUCUUUCUUUCUUUCUUUCUUUCUUUCAAUUUUUUUCUCUCGCUGUUUGCAAUUAUUCCCUCCUCCUCUCUUUACUUAGAACUGUUCCUAUCUGUCCUACCACGGACAAAUGCUAUCGCUGGGAAAAAAGGAUUUUCUAA